Molecule: messenger RNA, 2152 nt
Organism: Maniola jurtina (meadow brown)
Lineage: Eukaryota; Metazoa; Arthropoda; Insecta; Lepidoptera; Nymphalidae
Gene: mre11
Product: double-strand break repair protein MRE11
Exons: 1
Coding region: 135-2006 (623 amino acids)
Biological process (GO): mitotic intra-S DNA damage checkpoint signaling; double-strand break repair via nonhomologous end joining; double-strand break repair via homologous recombination
Cellular component (GO): Mre11 complex; nucleus
Molecular function (GO): 3'-5'-DNA exonuclease activity; DNA endonuclease activity; manganese ion binding
Source: RefSeq, a predicted model, not a curated record
CUUUGGUCAAACUUUCCGGCGCGGUUUAGUUUAUGUUGUUGUACCUACUUAGAGUUGAUUGUUGAGAUUGUUGAUUUUGAUGAAUAUUUGCAUUUGUUAAAUUAAAUUACAGUAGCUAUCAUAAAAAAAGCGUUAUGGUGCAAAACGAUAACGACUCCUGGUCACCAGACCACACAAUUAAAGUUUUGAUAGCCUCAGACAUUCAUCUGGGCCACCUCGAAAAUGACGAUGUGCGCGGUGAGGAUAGCUUCAUAGCCUUCGAGGAAGUUUUGUCUCUGGCCGUUCAAUACGAUGUGGACUUGGUCCUCCUGGGAGGGGACCUCUUCGACCACGCGAAGCCUUCUCCGAGUUGUAUGUUCAAGUGCACACAGAUCAUUCGGAAAUACUGCUUGGGAGACAAGCCGGUCAACAUAGAGGUACUGUCGGAUCAAUUCGAAAACUUUUCUCGAGCCGUGAACUAUGAAGACCCGAAUCUGAACGUGUCAUAUCCCAUACUCUCCAUCCACGGCAACCACGACGACCCGGUGGGCCAGGACGGCGUCAGCUCUCUCGACAUCCUGUCCAUCACCGGGCUCGUCAACUACUUCGGGCGCUGGACGGACUACACGCACGUGCGCAUCUCGCCCGUGCUCAUCCGCAAGGGCGACACCAACCUGUCGCUGUACGGCCUCAGCCACAUCAAGGACCAGCGGCUCGCGAGGCUGUUCCUCGAGAAAAAGGUAAACAUGGACCUGCCGGAGGACGGAAAUGACUGGUUCAACGUUUUAGCACUCCACCAGAACAGAGCAGAUAGGGGCCAUAAUAAUUUCAUCCCAGAAAAUGUGCUGCCCACAUUUUUAGAUCUCGUUGUAUGGGGCCACGAACAUGACAGUCAAGUCUUCGCCACCAAAGAUAUCAAGAGAGAAAAUGGAUGUUUUUGUGUGAUUCAACCCGGAAGCACCGUGGUUACGUCUCUGGCGGCGGGCGAGGCGCUGCCCAAGCACUGCGCCCUGCUGCAGCUGCAGCGAAAGGAGUACGUCGUGACGCCGCUGCCGCUCAAAACCGUGCGCCCCUUCAUAUUCAAAACCGUGGUGCUGUCCGAAGAGAACUUGGGCGACGAAGAUGUCAAUGAAAAGGAGAAGGUACAGAACUUCCUAAAGGAAAAGGUCAACGAAGCCAUCACCGAGGCACAAUCUCUCCACAGCGGGGAUCCCAAACAGCCCCUGCUGCCCCUCAUCAGACUCAGCGUCUUUUUCGAACACGAAGGCCAAGAUUUCAAUCGAGUACGAUUCUGUCAAAACUUCAACGGUCUGGUCGCCAACCCUAAAGAUAUUCUCAUCAUGAAAAGAGAGAAGAAAGUGCGAGAGCGAAAGGAGCGAGCGGAGGAAGAGGAGGACGACGUGGACAUGAGCGCGGCGGCCGUGGAGGCCACGGACGUGGAGGCGCUGCUGCGCGCCUACUAUGCGGCGCAGCCGGCCGACCGCCGGCUCACCGUGCUGUCCGUGCGCGCCGUCACCGACGCCGUGCGCGACUUCACGCUGAAGCGCGACGACGACGUGUUCCGCCGCACGCUGGACGCGCACCGCCAGCACGCCGUGGAGCAGCUGCUGCAGUCCAGCGCCGAGACGCCCGCCGAGGUGGACGAGCAGCUGCGGCUGAGCAAGGCGGCGCUGGACGCGGCCGACGAGGAGGGCCUGCGCGCGCUCAUCGCGCAGGCGGCCGCGGCGGCCGUGGCCGGCAAGAAGGCGGCCGCCGCCAAGCAGGACUCCAUCGUGGUCUCCAGCGACGAGGAGCAGCCGGCGCCGACGCGCGGGCGCGGUCGCGGCGCGCGCGGCAACCGAGCGCGGCGCGGGCGCGGGCCGGCGCGCGCCAAGCCGUCGCCGCCGCCGUCGCCGCCGCCCGAGCGCCGCAGCACGCCGCGCCGCUCGGCCGCGCAGAAGACUACCUCGUGGCUGCAGAGUCUCACCACGGAGCGCGCGACGCGUCGCCGCCGCGACUCCUCCGACAUUGAAAUUUCAGAUGAUUAAAUUGAAAAAUCUUUCCUUAAUUCCAUUUUUUGUAUAAUUUAUAUGUCGGUUCAUAGGUCGGACUGCCGUCUUCGUGAUCUGGUUAAGUACCUAUGUAAUAAUAAGUAGAACAUAAUAAUUUACGAAUACAUUAUUCAUACUAAGUA